This is a messenger RNA of Tinamus guttatus (white-throated tinamou), 1680 nucleotides long. The record is from RefSeq and is a predicted model, not a curated record. Lineage: Eukaryota; Metazoa; Chordata; Aves; Tinamiformes; Tinamidae.
AUGGCCAACUUUGUGGCUCCAGAAAUCAAAAAAUUUGCGCCUUGGGACUAUGUUGUUUUUGCAGGACUGUUUUUAGUCUCCGCCAGCAUCGGAGUCUUUUUUGCAAUUAAAGAGAGGAAAAAGAAGAGUUCCAAGGACUUUUUGGUGGGUGGCAGGCAGAUGACGUGCGGCCCCAUAGCUUUCUCUCUCACCUCCAGCUUCAUGUCGGCGGUCACUGUUCUGGGGACACCAUCAGAGGUAUAUCGCUAUGGGGCAUCCUUCAUCCUCUUCUUCCUCUCAUACACGCUUGUCAUCGUCUUCACUGCUGAACUUUUUGUCCCGGUAUUUUACAGAUCCGGCAUUACAAGUACUUAUGAGUAUUUGGAGUUACGAUUUAACAAAGUGGUCCGUUUUGCUGCAACGCUGAUCUACAUCCUGCAGACGAUCCUUUACACUGGAAUAGUGGUUUAUGCGCCAUCACUGGCUCUCAACCAAGUAACUGGAUUUGAUCUCUGGGGCUCUGUAGCUGCCACAGGACUUGUCUGCACUUUCUAUUGCACAUUGGGAGGAUUAAAAGCUGUGGUCUGGACUGAUGCCUUUCAAAUGAUGGUCAUGGUGGCCGGCUUCGCGACGGUUCUCAUCCGCGGCUCCAUCCUCAACGGCGGCCCCAGCAGCAUCUGGCAACACGCCUCCGAGGGAUCCCGCCUCAACAUAUUUGACUUCGACGUGGAUCCUCUAAGACGACACACCCUUUGGACCAUCGCCAUCGGGGGGACUUUCACGUGGCUCGGGAUCUACGGCGUCAAUCAGUCCACCAUACAGAGAUGCAUUUCCUGUAAAUCAGAAAGGCAAGCGAAACUAGCGCUUUACCUCAACUUAGUGGGACUUUGGAUAGUGCUGGUGUGCGCAGUAUUUUCUGGCUUGGUGAUGUACUCACACUACAGGGACUGCGACCCUUGGACUGCCGAUUUCAUUUCAGCACCUGAUCAGCUAAUGCCAUAUUUCGUCAUGGACAUUUUUGCCUCAAUGCCGGGAGUCCCAGGACUGUUUGUUGCCUGCGCAUUCAGUGGAACAUUAAGCACAGUGGCUGCAAGCAUUAACGCUCUGGCAACCGUUACCUUUGAAGACUUUGUCAAGAAAGUUUUCCCAGACCUUUCUGAGAAGACGGGCACGUGGGUCAGCAAAGGCUUAUGUGUGCUCUUCGGCGCGCUCUGCACAGCCAUGGCGGCGGCCUCCCUCACCAUCCACGGGAUGUGCGGGGGGCCCAUGCUGGGGCUCUUCUCCCUAGGCAUCCUCUUCCCCUGCGCCAACUGGAAGGGUGCCACCGGCGGCCUCGUAGCCGGCAUCGCGCUCGCGCCGCUGCUGGCGGACACCUGGUACUCCCUGUCCUACCUGUACUUCAGCGCCGUGGGCUGCCUGGGCUGCGCUGCCGCCGGGCUGCUCCUCAGCAUCGUCACAGGCCCCCAGAGAGAAGAGGACAUCCCACCGGUGCUGCUGAAGCCGCUGUGCUGCUGGCGUGGCGUGCGACACAGGAGCAGGCGCGUGGACUUGGACAACAACAUACCUCAAGUCACUGCGAAGAAACCUAGAAGAGAAGAUUCUUUGCAGAGCAAAGCCGAGAACAAAACUGAAAGGCACCCACCUGGCUACAAUCCUGAGGAAAAAUCCUACACCAACAUGGGCAUGGAAUCUCGCCUGUAG